GUGCAGCAACAACUGCAAUCGAUGUAUGAAAUCCCGAACAGGACAAUGCAGAUGGCGCAGCAGAUUGAGCAAUUGCAGCUCCGGCUGCAGUAUUUGCAGCAAUGCUACAUGAGUGAAUGUCACGGCGGUGUGCCGCAAAACGAGCAGCAACCCGUAUCCGUGAUGCAGAGGGGAUCCGAAGUUCAGGUAUUGGCUCUUAUAAGAGUUAUUUUGUGCUUCCAGAAUUACGGGAAUCGUGUAGAUACUCAAUGUAAGGAUUCAGUGGUACUGAUGUUGCUGAAAUUCUCCGAUUUGCUGGAACGCAACUGCCUAAAGAUCCUCGAUUCCGAGCUGCGUACCGCCAGUUAG
Molecule: messenger RNA, 348 nt
Organism: Gongylonema pulchrum
Lineage: Eukaryota; Metazoa; Nematoda; Chromadorea; Rhabditida; Gongylonematidae
Source: the annotation of a GenBank genome assembly